AUGCCCGGUACCAGUGCUUGGUGCCCGAAACUCAGCGGUCGGUACCAGGGGUUCAGUCCCCGGUACUCGUUGCUCAAUGCCCGGUACCCGGUGCUCAAUGCCCGGUACCCGGUGCUCACUACCCGGCCAGAACCUGACUUGGCCCAGCACAAACAGAACAUCAGAGUCUGUUUAGGGCUGCUUGAAAUUCUUACACACGACCACAACGUCCCCUUGAGCAGUGGAGCAGCAAAAUGGGACAAGGCAAUGUCCCCAAGGGCAGGAGGAGAGCGGAGAAGGUGCUGGGCUGGCGAGCACAGCCCGGAGCCUCUGCAGCUGCUCAGCCACGGUCCCUCCCCUGAUUAUCCCAGCCUGGAACCCUCCAAAGCAGCCUCCAAGGGAAUUUUCUCCAAGAAGGAAGAAGUGGACGAGAACGGCGACGCCAACAUGGAAGGGGCUCUGAUAGCCCGGGAUAAGGUCGGGGUGCAGGAUUUUGUGCUGCUGGAUUCCCACACCAGCGAGGCUGCUUUCCUCAACAACCUUCGCAAGCGCUACCAGGAGAACCUCAUCUAUGACCGUCUCCUGCUCUCCAACCCUGUCCUCGAGGCUUUUGGGAAUGCAAAAACCCUGCGCAACGACAACUCCAGCAGGUUUGGGAAGUACAUGGACAUCCAGUUUGAUUUCAAGGGAGCUCCGGUGGGAGGGCACAUCCUCAGCUACCUGAUUGAGAAAUCCCGAGUUGUCCACCAAAACCACGGAGAGAGGAAUUUCCAUAUUUUCUACCAGCUGCUGGAGGGUGGGGACAAGGAUCUGCUCUGCUGGCUCGGGCUGGAGCGCAACCCCCAGAAGUACACGUACCUCAUCCAGGGUCGAUGUGCCAAAGUGUUUUCUAUCAAUGACAAGAAUGACUGGAAAGUAGUCCGGAAAGCUUUUUCCAUCAUUGACUUCACUGAUAAAGAUACCGAGCAACUCUUUGCCAUCGUUGCCACCGUCCUGCACCUCGGGAACAUUCAGUUUGAGGAGGACAGCAAUGGCCACGCCAUCAUCCGCGACGGCACGCAGAUCAAGUGGAUUUCCAAGCUCCUGGGUGCUCACCUGUCCAUCCUGCAGGAAGCUCUCACCCACAGGAAGAUUGAAGCCAGAUCUGAGGAGGUGCUCAGCCCGCUGAAUGUGGAUUUGGCAUUCUAUGCCCGGGACGCCGUGGCAAAGGCGAUUUACGGAAGGACUUUCACUUGGCUCGUCAACAAAAUCAACAGUUCUCUUGCCAACAAGGAUUCAACUCGGAAAACAGUUAUUGGCCUGCUGGAUAUUUAUGGCUUUGAAGUGCUGGACACAAACAGCUUUGAGCAGUUCUGCAUUAAUUACUGCAACGAGAARCUGCAGCAGCUGCUGAUUGAGAUGACCCUGAAAGCAGAGCAGGAGGAAUAUGAACUGGAAGGGAUUGAGUGGGAACCAAUCCCRUACUUUAACAACAAAAUCAUCUGUGACUUGGUUGAGCAGAAGCACAAAGGAAUAAUCUCCAUCCUGGAUGAGGAAUGCUUACGGCCUGGCGAAGCGACUGAUUUGAGCUUCUUGGAAAAGCUGGAAGAGAAAGUAGGAGAUCAUGCCCACUUCGUGACGCGCAAGCUGGCGGAUCAGAAGACGCGGAAAUCCAUCGAUUAUGUGGAUUUUCGCCUGCUCCACUAUGCAGGAGAGGUCACCUAYUGUGCCAUGGGAUUUCUGGAGAAGAAUAACGAUCUGCUGUACAGAAACCUGAAGGAGGUGCUGUGCAACUCCAAGAACUGCAUCAUCAGGGAUUGUUUCCUCCUGUCAGAACUGGACAACAGGAGGAGACCGGAGACUGUUGCAACCCAGUUCAAAAACAGUCUGACGAGUCUGAUCGAAAUCCUCAUGUCCAAGGAGCCCUCGUACAUCCGCUGCAUCAAACCCAAUGAGAACAAGGAGCCUGGGAAGUUUGAUGAUUUCCUGAUCCGACACCARGUGAAGUACCUGGGGCUGAUGGAGCACCUGCGGGUCCGGCGGGCCGGCUUCGCSUACCGGCGCAAAUACGAGCUCUUCCUGCAAAGGUACAAAUCUCUCUGUCCAGCCACCUGGCCGCACUGGCACGGGUCAGCAGCAGAGGGUGUGAAGAGGCUCAUCAAACACAUUGGUUACAAGCCUGAGGAAUACAAAUUAGGAAGAACCAAAAUAUUCAUCCGUUUCCCCAAGACCCUGUUUGCCACRGAAGAUGCCUUUGAGUACAGAAAGCACCUGCUGCUUUCCAGACUCCAGGCCAAAUAUAAAGGAUUCCUCGGGCAAAGGGCRUACCAGAAGAAGAGGAAAGCAGCCAUCAAGCUGGAGGCCUACUGGAGAGGAGCUCUGGCACGGAGAGCGGCCAAGAAGAGGACGUGGGCAGUGCAGACCAUCAGGAAGUUCAUAAAUGGCUUCAUCAAUCGCAAGAACCCCCUUUGCCCGGAGAACAGGGACUUUGUGAGGCUUUCACAGUACUAUUACCUGCUGAAGCUGCGAGAUCACCUUCCAAAAAAUGUCUUGGACAAGAGCUGGCUCCAGCCUCCCUCCAUCCUGGAAGAGACAUCAGAGUUGCUCCGGAAUAUCUGCGUGAGGAACCUGGUGAGGAAAUACUGCCGAGGGAUCCCUGCCGAGAGGAAAGUGCAGCUGCAGCAGAAAGUGGUGACCAGCGCUGUUUUCUGCGGGAAGAAGGAGGGAUACCAGGAGAGCCUCACCCAGCCCUUCCUGGACACCCGCCUGAAAGAGAAUGAGCUAAACCCCAAAGUGCUGCAGCUCAUCCGUGGGGAGAUCAUCAAGUACGUGACCCCCGUGAUAAAAUACGACAGGAACGGGUUCAAGGCGCGGGAGCGGCUCCUGGUGCUGACCCAGAGCUCGGUCAACAUCGUGGAGAUGGCCAAGAUCAAGCAGAAAAUCGACUAUUCCAUCGUGAAAGGGAUCUCCACCAGUAACCUGAGCGAUGGGAUCGUGGUCAUUCACGUUCCCGAUGACAACAAGCAGAAGGGAGAUGUGAUCCUGCAGUGUGAGCACGUCUUUGAGGUGGUGACCAAGCUCUGCAUGCUGGCCAACAAGGAAAGCGUCGUUAAAGUGGUGAGGGGAAGCCUCCGGUUCCGCUUCGGCUCGGGGAAGGAGGGGAUCAUGGUGUUCGCCGUGGGGCCGGAGCCUCAGGUCUUCAAGGACAAAAUGGGACAGCUGAUAGUGGUAUCAAGGAAAAGGUCUUGA
Molecule: messenger RNA, 3207 nt
Organism: Malurus melanocephalus (red-backed fairy wren)
Lineage: Eukaryota; Metazoa; Chordata; Aves; Passeriformes; Maluridae
Gene: MYO1H
Product: myosin IH
Biological process (GO): vesicle transport along actin filament; actin filament organization
Cellular component (GO): microvillus; actin cytoskeleton; myosin complex
Molecular function (GO): microfilament motor activity; actin filament binding; ATP binding
Source: RefSeq, a predicted model, not a curated record